Messenger RNA from Gastrolobium bilobum, 726 nucleotides. Its product is annotated as glyoxylase I 4. The transcript is spliced from 4 exons. Lineage: Eukaryota; Viridiplantae; Streptophyta; Magnoliopsida; Fabales; Fabaceae. The record is from RefSeq and is a predicted model, not a curated record. The coding region runs from base 61 to 489 and encodes 142 amino acids.
AGUAUAUUGAAAGGGGGAAACGUCUUUCCCUAAAACGAGAAUAGAGAAGAAGCAGAAAAAAUGGCAGCAGAAGGAGUGAGCCUCAACCAUAUAUCUCGAGAAUCCUCCGACAUAAAACGCCUCGCCAAAUUCUACCAAGAGAUAUUCGGGUUCGAGGAAGUGGAAAGCCCUGACUUCGGAGAAUUCAAGGUUGUAUGGCUGCGGCUUCCGUCGUCUUGUGUGUAUAUGCACCUCAUCGAGCGCAAUCCAACCAACAACCUCCCUGAAGGUCCAUGGAGUGCCACGUCACCCGUUGCUGAUCCCUCGCAUCUCCCCAGAGGUCACCAUCUUUGCUUCUCCGUCUCCAAUUUCCAAUCCUUUCUCCACACUCUCAAGGAUAAGGGUAUCCAGACUUUUGAGAGAUCCCUACCUAAUGGGAAGAUCAAACAAGUGUUCUUUUUCGAUCCCGAUGGUAAUGGUUUGGAGGUUGCAAGUAAGGAGGACUCAUAGUUUGAUGUGCAUGUGUUAUGUAUAGCUAUGAUAAUGUACCAUAUCAUUUAAGAACUCCAAACAACAAUUACAAAAAUAUUUCCUCAUGAUGCAGUUGUGAUUUGUAUGACCAACUAUCAUCAACCUAUGGACAAUUCUUAUUCCGUCUCGUUUGUUAUGUGAUUAGUCUUGAUUUCCUUUACUCAUUAAUCUUAAAGUGUAGCUAGAUUUUGAUGGUGUUGUUUCUCUCAUGUUGAG